Panthera uncia (snow leopard) is the source of this 2773-nucleotide messenger RNA. It is a transcript of the gene LPAR3, whose product is annotated as lysophosphatidic acid receptor 3. The transcript is spliced from 3 exons. NCBI's taxonomy places the organism in Eukaryota, Metazoa, Chordata, Mammalia, Carnivora, Felidae. The record is from RefSeq and is a predicted model, not a curated record. The coding region runs from base 252 to 1316 and encodes 354 amino acids. Gene Ontology annotation, biological process: G protein-coupled receptor signaling pathway. Gene Ontology annotation, molecular function: lysophosphatidic acid receptor activity. Gene Ontology annotation, cellular component: membrane.
UCCGCCCCCUCGGCGCCACCCCUUGCUCCGCCAAACUUUCCUCGGGCUCCGGGCGUGUAGCAGCUGCCGCUGGAGAGGAGGGGCGCCGCGGCCGGCCCGUCUAAACCUUCACCGCUCCCCGCUCCCGGCCGGAGCCCGGCACCCGGUCGCCUCGUUGCGCUCGGCCCCGAGGGCAUGCAGCAGCCGCAAGGGCCCCCGCUCCCGGGCUCGGCGGCGGGCGAGCGUGAGCGGAUGUUCGGUUCUUCUCCACAAUGAAUGAGUGUUACUAUGAUAAGCGGAUGGACUUUUUUUAUAAUAGGAGCAACACAGACACUGCCGAUGAGUGGACAGGAACGAAGCUUGUGAUUGUUUUGUGUGUUGGAACAUUUUUCUGCCUGUUUAUUUUUUUUUCUAAUUCUCUAGUCAUCGCAGCAGUGAUCAAAAACAGAAAGUUUCAUUUCCCCUUCUACUACCUGUUGGCUAACCUAGCUGCUGCAGAUUUCUUUGCUGGAAUUGCCUAUGUAUUCCUGAUGUUUAACACUGGCCCCGUUUCAAAAACUUUGACCGUCAACCGCUGGUUUCUCCGCCAGGGGCUCCUGGACACUAGCUUGACUGCCUCUCUGACCAAUUUGUUGGUUAUUGCUGUGGAGAGGCACAUGUCAAUCAUGAGGAUGCGGAUCCACAGCAACCUGACGAAAAAGAGGGUGACGCUGCUCAUUUUGUUUGUCUGGGCCAUUGCCAUCUUUAUGGGGGCGGUCCCCACACUGGGCUGGAAUUGCCUCUGUGACAUCUCUGCCUGCUCUUCCCUGGCCCCCAUUUACAGCAGGAGUUACCUCAUUUUCUGGACUGUGUCCAACCUUGUGGCCUUCUUCAUCAUGGUAGUGGUGUACCUGCGAAUCUACAUGUAUGUCAAGAGGAAAACCAACGUUUUGUCUCCACAUACAAGUGGGUCCAUCACCCGCCGAAGGACACCCAUGAAGCUAAUGAAGACGGUGAUGACUGUCUUAGGGGCCUUCGUCGUGUGCUGGACCCCGGGCCUGGUGGUUCUGCUGCUGGAUGGCCUCAACUGCACGCAGUGUGGCGUGCAGCACGUGAAAAGGUGGUUCCUGCUGCUGGCGCUGCUCAACUCCGUCAUGAACCCCAUCAUCUACUCCUACAAAGACGAGGACAUGUACAGCACCAUGAAGAAGAUGAUCUGCUGCUUCUCUCAGGAGAAGAACCCGGAGAGACGCCCCUCCCGCAUCCCCUCCACCAUCCUCAGCAGGAGCGACACGAGCAGCCAGUAUAAGGAAGACAGUAUCAGUCAAGGCACGGUCUGCAACAAGAGCAGUUCCUAAGCUGUGGGUGUCCCUGUGCCCACCCAGGCCUCCUCUGGGAGAGGAGCUGUUAAGAAUGGCUGCCUGUCUCUGACAACACCCACCUACAGUGUUAUUUGAGGUCUAAAUUAAUCACUGGCAGAUUUUUUAAAAAUCACUUUACAUAGUUUAAAAGCAUGAGCAGUAAAGAGGGAACACAGCGCAUUUAGAGAAAAUGCACAAAAGAGGGAAGACAGCAUAGCAGAUUCCUGAGUGAUGUCCUGUGAACCACUCAGAGGACCAUUCUGGGCCCUGCCGCCAUCUUGUAGCCAUUCUCUUUGUGCUUUAAAAGGAUGUUGUUAAAGGGCUUAGACCAAGAUAAAUAACGAUGUUACUUGAGCCACUUGCUAUAGCUGCUUGGAAAGCCUAUGUAGUUCUUUCUGCAUGCAUUUAAAAUUUUUUAAAUGCUUCAGCUAUAUUUGUUUCCUCAAAGAAACCGUGGCCAGUAGCUAGGUGUUCAAUAGGAAUCUCAGAAAAACAAAUCAGUAAGGGCUCCAGAUUAGACUUGAUUUUUAAAUGAAAGAACAUUCUGAGGAAGAAGAUUUACUUAGAAACAAAAAAAAAGGUAAAUGUUAGAAACUUAGAGCAGAAAAAAAGGCCUUGAUGUGAUCGCCGAAGUGUGCAUGGGUGUGUAUACACAUCUGUGUGUUUAUACAUUUCUAAUUUGUAGUUACAGACCUCAAGGACAGUGGUAGUGAAAUAAAUUCACUGGCCAUCUAGGCUUUUCAGUCUAGAACUAUAGCUGUAGAAAUGACCUGUUGUGCUCUAAAAGAAAAGAAAAAGAGGUGAUUCAUUUGCAAACAGACAUAUAGCAAAGUAAAAGGUAUAUUGAUAAGUGGGCCUGAAUUCCUUUCAUAUAGGACCAUAUAUGAGCUUGACUUGAGUCCUUAUUUUCAGUUAACUCCAUACCACUGGUGGCUUGUCGGAUUUUAGUAUAUGGAAUAAUUUUCACAUUUCAUAUUUUGCUUACAGUUAUUGACAUGUUUCUGGUACUUGUCUUACAUAUGGACUGAAUUUUGAUCUGAGUUCUCUUUUAAAAUUUUCACCUUCAAAUACGUAAGCAACAUGAAAGGCAAGUCAGUAAGAAAAAUAAAAAGCUUCAGACACACAGGCUACUGACCAAAGUUUUUUAUAUAAAGCAUUUAGAAUAUAUUCUGAUUUUAAAAUAAGAAUAACUUCAAGGCAGAUAUUAUAAUAUUUAUGUAGUUUGCAAAAGAAGUUUACAUUUUUUUUGCUAUUGUGAUGUAACAUUUAUGUGCAAGAACUACUUGUAAUAAAAGGAUUUGAAAAGUCAUGCUUUUAGAUAUAAUGGCCUAAAAUAGAGAGUAUUAUGAUUUGAAGGUGUAGAUGUCACAAACUCCAUGUAGUAAGUGGAGUAUAUCUGAAGCUUAUAUCAAGAACACCUAUAAAAUUAAAUAAAGAAUUUGUUCUCUCUUGUU